AAAUUUAUUUGUCCAAAAGCGAAAAACCAAAAAAAUCCACUUCCGCGAGAUUAUAACGAGGCCAUAUUUUAUGUGUUGAUUUUGGGAGGAGGACCUCAUUUAAAAUGAGUUUCUUUGGAUUCGGCCAGGGUGCUGAAAUAGACAUUGUUCUAGACGGGCAAGAAGCAAGAAAAACUGCAGAAAUAAAAACAGAAGAUGGUAAAAAGGAAAGACAUUAUUUGUAUUAUGAUGGAGAAACUGUUGCUGGAAAGGUUAAUGUGUCCAUGAAGAAAGCAGGAAGUAAAAUGGAACAUCAGGGGAUAAAAAUAGAAUUUAUAGGUCAAAUAGAAAUGUACUACGAUCGAGGCAAUCAUCAUGAGUUUACAUCAUUAGUUAAAGAAUUAGCCAGACCUGGAGAACUAACAUCCAACACAAGUUAUGGUUUUGAAUUUUUACAAGUAGAAAAACCUUAUGAAUCUUACACUGGCGCUAAUGUCCGGUUAAGAUAUUUUUUACGAGUGACAGUUGUAAAAAGAAUCAGUGACACAGUAAAAGAACAGGACAUUAUAGUACAUACUUUAUCACAUUAUCCAGAAUUAAAUAACAGCAUAAAAAUGGAAGUCGGUAUUGAAGAUUGUUUACAUAUAGAAUUUGAAUAUAACAAAUCAAAAUAUCACCUUAAGGAUGUUAUUGUUGGGAAAAUUUAUUUCCUCUUGGUCCGUAUAAAAAUAAGAUAUAUGGAACUUGCAAUAGUCCGUCGAGAAACUACAGGUGCAGGACCUAACACAUACAAUGAAAAUGAAACUAUAGCCAAAUACGAGAUAAUGGAUGGGGCACCUGUCAGAGGAGAAUCAAUACCUAUACGAUUAUUUUUGAGUGGCUAUGAGCUGACACCUACAAUGAGGGAUAUAAAUAAGAAGUUUUCUGUCCGAUAUUACCUCAAUCUGGUCUUGGUUGAUGAAGAAGAAAGAAGAUAUUUUAAACAACAGGAAAUUACUGUGUUCAGAAAAGCAGAGAAAGUAAGAAAACCUGGUGAAAAGUCAGUUUACCAACAAAACCGAGGUCUUCAAUCACAUAUAUCAGAUCGGGAACAUCAAGCUAUCCAAGAACAGAAACAAAGAGAGGCACAACAACAACAAGAACAGCAAGAGAAAGAAGAACAGCAAGAACAUACAAACGAACACACAGAAAAUGAAGAAGUAGAAAAUGAAAAUGAGGAUGAAUGAUAUAUUGUCAUUUUAUUUAACAAUUAUGCAUACAUUGUUUUAACAUCAUUUCACAGUCAUCAUCAGAGAAGUUGUGAGCUGUGUUUAUACAUUGUUACUCAAAGGACUUGUGGUGUGUGAAGAGAAAUGAAUUCUAAUUGUGAUAUAAAUUGAUAGUUUGUGAAAGUUGCAUGGUUAUCAAUUAGUUGAAUUUGUCCAUAUAUUGGAAAUAAUGAAGUUGGCUAUACUUAUUUCAAAGUAUCCCAAAUACUCAUUGGUUAUAUAUGUUUCUGACCAUAUAUAUAACUAUGGUGCCAUAAUAUAAACAUUAUAUGUUUAUAUAGCGUAAAGUCACCCACGUACAGCACAUAAUCAUGCAUAUUGUAAAGUAACCAAUAAAAAGUCUGUUUCAAAUAGGAUUUUAGUUAUGUGAUAGUUAUUAUUUGCUGAUUUUUAGAUACAAUUCAAAGGCAAAUAAAUCUUAAUUCAGUCAUACAAGGAUGUAAACAUGAUCACUGAUAUAUGUUAAACGAAUAUGAAGAUUUUAUAUGAUAAGAUUAUUCUAGAUAAAAUAAAUGUACGUGAACUGAAAUAAGUUUUUGGCAAGAAAUUGAAACUUUUAAAAAAAUCAGUAGGUGUUUAUCUGGCUAUAUAAAUUUUAAAAUGUUUUGUAAAUUUGAAAAAGGAAAAUAGGGACUUAACUUAACUAAUAAGAAUGAGUCUAAAGUUAGAAAACUUAUUGAAUCUAAAUUUUAACUAAUUUUAGACACAAUUAAAAACCAAUUUCGGGGAUAUUAAUAAGAUGGUUGUCAAAAAGUAUGCCCUUUUCACCAAACCAUUGUAAGAAAACAAAAAAGGGGAUUUUUUAAAUCAUCUUCAAAAUAGGGAGGGAUUUUUUGAAUACAUAGUAAUUUCCAUUAUAUGGAUGCUAAUGAGUGCUGGUAUUAGUGCUGUUUGGAUAACAUUACAGGACAAAAGUUGUAUGGAUGAUUUGAAUGAAUGUGUGUGUGAAAGGUCUUUUAGAUAUAUGUUUAAGCUUCCAAAGUGUAUUGCAAAUUUAUGUUUUGUUGUUGUUUGGAAUACACAAACACUCUUUAUCCACAAUUUACAUUUUAAUUUUUGUUGAAAUAACUUGUGAAAUGUAAUACUUCUAUAUCACUUUUAUACAAGCUUCUAUUUCAAUGCUAUUUUUAUGUUUAAAGUAUUAUGAUACCCAGGUAUGCUAGUCUUCUUAAGUUUUUCUUUUUUUAAAGCAGCUAAAUAGUAUUGAGACAAAACAUUUUGACAAGGCUUCAAUUGUCACACAUAAUCUUUUCAAUAGUAUUCAUCUGAAUUUUACUCUUUAUACAUAAAAUGUUAUUAGACAUCCAUUUUGACAUACUGGGGAAAGUAAUGUGUGGAAUAAAUUAUAUCUUGAGUUUAGAGUGAAGGUGUGUUAGAUUUUGAACAAGGAAUUUGUAAUGUAGCAUAUUUGUUAAAUUGUUUAUAGAUUAGAGAGAAUGGUUGACAUAGACCAAGUUUAUUUUAGUACCAUUGUAUUUUGUGUGAUAUGUUUCACUUUUAUGUUUGAAAAUAUUAAGUCAGUAAUUUCGUCUCACAAAGUCAGUAUAUGUAGUUAUAAAGUUAAAUAGUAACUCACGCCCGCUUUUAACAUUAUGGUACAGCUAUUUACUAAUAAACUUCUGAAAAAAUCAACUAGAUUUAUAUUUCAAUUUUUCAUUUUAUUCAUGAAUAGAUAUUACUUAUAAAUUCUGCUCAAGCUUAAGUGAAUAGUUGAAUGAUGUUUAAUGAAUCUAAUCAUUGUGGAUCAAACAACACUUUUAAACUUUUCAGUCAACUUGUAACUUGUCGAGUUGUAAAACAUAACUUUGAUGGUAAAAAAUAAAAUUAUAAAAAGAUGAAUGAAAAGUAAAGAAAUAAAGUUGGUAUAUUAUUGUAAUAAAAUACCUAUAUUGAGAUUUGAAAUGAUAGUUAUAAGAAAUUAAUUGUUUAAAUGAAAAAUAUAAUCGUCUCAACCAUUAUUUCAGUUAAAAAUCUUAAACCAUCAACUUUAAUGUUUUUGAACAAUUGUCAAAUUGUUUAAAAUUUAAUUAAUUGUGAAAUUUGUGUAGAGUACAAUAAAGAUACAGAUUAUGUAGACCUUAUCUUUAAAUUUGUUCUGUGUUAAAUCUGUCCCAAAAGUUAGAUAUAUAAAAAUCUGCCAUUUAAAUUGAUUUUGUUGUCGAUUGUUAUUUUAUAAAAAGUGCAAUGUUUUUUUGUAAAUAUUAAUUAACGUUAUGUAAAUAUUGUAAUUAGACAGGUAGAUUUUAACACUGAAUGGUUACCAUGGUUUCCUGUUUAAUUUGAUUGUGUGUUUAUUUAUAAGUAAGUGGUUCUGUGUCUUUCUUGACAAUGUAUUUGUUACAAAAAAAUGAUGCAAAUCUUACUCACAAUAUUGACAUGACUGGGAAAUGUUCCUUUAUUGCAUUGUCCAGCAACACUUUUAUCUUCCAAAAGUAAUUUAAAAAAUAGCAAAAAUCUGAAAUAAGCUUCUGACAAACGAUUUUAUUUUUUUGUUAUUUCAGAAUUCAGUUUUUGCACAAAAACAUUGACACCUAACUUAUAAAUACAGUAAGAUAAGGUACAAAAAACAUCUGCCUUAUUAAAACAUAAAGACAAGGUACAAAAAACGCAUUUCAAAAAUAUAAUGCUGCCUAAAUUUUAUGGUCACAGGGUCACAUGUCAACAUUAAAUUAUAGUUAAGUACAACGUUAUUGUUGCAUCAACUGCCCUCAGAAUGUGACAUAAUGUAAUAUAUAAGAAAAAAAUUCUGAAAUCAAGAUUUAAAAUUUAAACAUCAUAACUAUUCUAUUCAUUCCUUUAUAUUAUGUUUGAGAUAAGCUAUAACAUAACUCAAAUUGUGAAAUAUUUGAUUUUAUUUUCAAACUAAGUUUAUGCUGCUAGAGUCUAACAAAACUUGAAAUUUUCCUCUUUUUUCAAAGAAUUGAUGUAGUAAGAUGUCUAUGAAGGAAGCCUUACCUUUUCAUGCCAGUAUGUGUGAAGAAGAAUAAAACCAUUGAUAGGACAAUUGUGAAAAAAGUAAUCUUAUUUAUCCAAAGAUUCGUGUUUUGUUGCUGUUUUCCUGUGAUGUGUAUAUUAUCAAUGUCAGGAAUUAAUCAUGCAAUUUAAUCAGGGAAUGUACAAAUAUUUUUGGGCUUUAAUGGUAAAAAAAUUUACUACACAAAAAAAUCCUCAGUAUUUUUGAAAGUUGCAGACAAAUCCUGUUCAAAUAUGAAGUUAAACAUGGUAUUGUGUUUUCAUUAUUAUUUGUUGGAUACCAAUGUUCCUGGGUGAAGUUAAUCCAGGAAUUGAAUAUCAACACAAUUUAAAUAGGAUUUAAUGAUACUUUGGCAAAACCACAGAGUACUGUAAAAUAUUCAGGAAAAUUCCUUUUUUCCACAAUCCAUGAAAAUUGAUAUCCACACAAAUAAAUUGAAUCUACAGUAUUGCCAAAAAAAAUUGUUAGUAGAACAAGCCAUAGAUUUAAGAAUCAUGAAAGGAAUAUCAAUUGUAUAUCAAAGGGCAUUAUGAGAAAAUAUCACUUCAUAUACAAGGGAAAAUCAUUAGAUAGCUGCUGAAGUGUUCAUUUUGUGUAGAUGUUGAUUCUGUUUUUAUAGAAAAAUAAGCAAGAGUUACAUACAUUUCUCUAACAAUAUUUUACAUUGUAAAUAUAGCAUUUACUCAGUUAGAGUAAUUCACUUUACAGAAAAGUCAGUAUAAAAUAGAAUGUGCUAACUUGGUUUAAAUGUAUCAAUAGAACAAUGUUUCUAUUCAAGAAUACCUAACUCUACAGUUUGUCAAUGGUUGUACAUGUAUCUAAUUUUUUUUUAAAGGACAUGAAUUGAAUUUUGUUAAUAAAACCUUGUAAGAAUUAAAAAAAAACACUUUUAAUUCAAAAUUGAUAUACAUAUUUGUAAUUGAAGUAUAUGGAAUCUUUCUGGACUUCUCAAUAAUUUUAACUUGUCAAUAUGUUUGGCAUCCCAUAUUUUAUUGACAGAAUAUUUGUACUUAAACUGUGAACUGAUUAUGGACUAAACUGCCCUAAUCAUUAUUUGGAACCAUAAAAAACUCAACUGAUAAAAAUAUGAAAUUUACAAUGCUCAUGUAUGUUUAAAAUAAUGAACCAUACAUACUAGAAUUAAAAUGACAUUAGUGUAUUGGAAUUACACAAAAUACUACCUUAAUAAUAAGAUAAUUAUUAUGUACUCGAGAAAAACAAUCUUUUUAGUCCAUAUUUAAAAAAUGAUUAGUGGUUUAAAGUUUUUGUUGAUACUUUGUGAUUAAAUUCUGGCCCAUUUUGAUGUAUAAUCCAUUGUCCAUUUCAAAACUGAUUAUGUAGACAUAAGGAGGAGCUAUUGCCCUUUACUCCCUCUCAAUCAACCCCCAUAUAAAACUGAUUAUGAUGACAACAUGAGGAGUUAUUUCCCUUUACUCCCUCUGAAUCAAGCCCCAGAUAUAAUACAGAAAUAUUGAAUUAUUUGUGCAUAAUGAUAAAUGUGAUGUUAACCAUUCCAUGUGUUGUUACAGAAUGUGUGUUGAAGGUAACUCAUGCUUGUUUUAAAAUGAAUGUUAAUUUAAUACACUUGUAUAAGAAUAUGUGUUAUUAAAUGUGGAAAUAUCCA
Molecule: messenger RNA, 5845 nt
Organism: Mytilus trossulus (common blue mussel)
Lineage: Eukaryota; Metazoa; Mollusca; Bivalvia; Mytilida; Mytilidae
Product: vacuolar protein sorting-associated protein 26B-like
Exons: 9
Coding region: 105-1205 (366 amino acids)
Biological process (GO): intracellular protein transport; retrograde transport, endosome to Golgi
Cellular component (GO): endosome; retromer complex
Source: RefSeq, a predicted model, not a curated record